UUUAGUUCAGCUACAACUCAAAAAAAGUCAUUUGUUGACAACAAAUAAGAAAGCAAAUUAAUAAUUUCAAAUAUGUUUAUUUGCAUUUUAAGUGCUUAGAAAGUUGAAAAAAUAUAUAUGAAAUAACGAACAAAAGUUGAGAAAAUUAACAGAAGCCAUGGCGGAUUUGGAAGCGGUCUUAGCUGAUGUCAGCUAUCUGAUGGCAAUGGAAAAGUCUAAAUGUACUCCAGCAGCAAGGGCCAGCAAGAAAUUAAUUUUACCAGACCCAAGUGUUAGAAGUGUUAUGUACAAAUAUUUGGAAAAGGAAGGCGAAUUAAAUUUUCAUAAAAUUUUUAAUGAAGUUUUGGGGUAUUUGCUGUUUAAAGACUUUUGUGAAAACGAUUCCGAUGAACCUAUACAACAACUUAAGUUUUUUGAACAGAUAAAAUUAUUUGAAAAAACCGAAUGUUAUGAUGAGAGAAAAAAAUUGGCUAGGGAAGUUUAUGAUAAUUUUAUAAUGGAGGAAAUGCUGUCACACACUUAUGAAUACUCGAAAAAUGCUGUUGCAAGUGUGCAAAAAUAUUUAUUGAAAAAUGAAGUUCCGGUUGACUUAUUUGAACCUUACAUGGAAGAAAUAUUUACCCAACUUAAAGGAAAGCCAUUUAAAAAAUUUUUGGAUAGCCAUAAAUUUACUAGGUUUUGCCAGUGGAAAAAUUUGGAACUAAACAUACAACUAACUAUGAAUGAUUUCAGUGUGCAUAGGAUAAUAGGACGUGGAGGUUUCGGAGAAGUGUAUGGAUGCCGAAAAGCAGAUACUGGAAAAAUGUAUGCUAUGAAAUGCUUAGACAAAAAACGAAUUAAGAUGAAACAAGGAGAGAUGCUAGCAUUAAAUGAACGAAACAUGUUACAGGCAGUCAGCACUGGAAUUGAUUGUCCGUUUAUUGUUUGCAUGACAUAUGCAUUUCAUACCCCGGAUAAACUUUGUUUUAUAUUAGACUUAAUGAACGGUGGUGACCUGCACUACCACCUAUCUCAACAUGGAGUUUUUAAUGAAGAUGAAAUGAAAUUUUAUGCAGCUGAGCACACACAACUCACUGACAAAUGUCGAUCUGACUCUCGGCAGCCCACUCCUUAAAAUUGACAGUACCUGGCGCACAGAAGAUAACCUUUUUGGAAGCGACCACUUCCCCAUCAUAAUUAACCUCUUCACAUCAAAUACUGCUAACCUACAAUCAACACCACGGAAACCCAAGCUAACAAUAAACUUCUCUGCGCAACGACCACCAAGCACAAACAUAAACAAAGAAACAGCAACAAUACAAAAAAUCAUCCUUUCGAGAGGUCACAAGGCAAUACCACAAACACACCCAACGGGUAAGCUUCAUAAUGUACCAUGGUGGAACAACAAUAUCAAAAAACUACGAGACGAUAAAAUGAAAAAAUGGAACGAACUUUAAAGAAACAUAUCUACAAAAAAACAUAUUACAGUACAAAAGGGUAAAUGCCCUAUUUAAGCUAACACUCAGACAAACUAAAAUAGCAAGCAUUAACAAAUUCACACCCCAAAUAUCACCGGACAGCCAACCCAAAACGAUCUGGGGCAUUAACCCCCAAAAACACAUACACUGUAUAUUAAACCCAUCCACAAAAGAAAACACUAAUAACAAAAUUGAAAUUGCUCAGCUCUUCUGCCAAAAUUUCUCAAAAACCUCCUCCGACAACAAUUCUUCAAGCACCUUUAUUAAUUACAAACAAACGUCACUCAGCAAUACUAUUCAUCUUUCACAUAUCCCCAGCAAAAGAUCAACCGAAAUAGAAAAACCUAUAACUGCAAUAGAAUAUUCAUCAGCAUUAACCACAUUAAAAGGAAACACACCAGGACUUGACAGAAUCAACUGCACUAUGAUAAAAAACCUUGAUAAAACAACAAAAAACAGAAUUAUUAACCUCCAAAACGUACCGAUCCUAAAACCAAACCAGACAAAACCUUGAUUAACUCAUACCGUCCGAUCUCACUAAACUCAUGCCUAGCAAAACUACUUGACAAAAUAAUAGCAAAACGGCUGUGGUGCCUUGUAAUAAACUACAAACUAAUCCAUAACAGUCAAACUGGCUUCAGAAAAGGGAAAUCGUCUAUAGACAGUCUACUACUCAUAGACCAUCUUUUAGCACGAGCUCUCUCAAGAAGAAACCACGCAUCUAUCAUAUCCCAAGACUUCGCAAAGGCCUUCGAUAGAAUUGGCGUUCACUCUAUACUUGACCAACUUGUAACCUGGAAAACUGGCCAAAAAAUUAUUAACUACGUACGAAACUACAUGACAAAUAGAAAACUUCCAGUGCGCAUUGACUCUGACAUCUCCUCCUUCCAACCAAUGCAAAACGGCAUUCCUCAAGGCUCCCCACUCUCCGUGGUCCACUUUUUGAUUGCAUAUAACUCACUAAUAGAAAAGCUCACACUUCACCCGAACAUCAGCCUAAGCGGAUACUUCAACAUCAUCCUAAAACUAAAAAACAAAAUAAAACCUAAAUAUAAACCUAAAUUCGAUAAUAUCCACUAUUACAGACUGGGCAGAAUACUCCGGAGCCAUGUUAUCUACCACACAUCCAUGUUUGCAGAAAACAUAAUUGUAACUGCACCAUAACAACAGGAAACACGCAAAUGCAAGAAGUAUCAUCAUUAAAAAUCCUUGGUCUGCAUUUCAAUAACAAAUACAGAUGGAAAACUCACACGGAACUACUAAACAACAACUUAAAACAAUAUAUUAACGUAAUAAAAUGUUUAUCUGCAACACAUCUACACUCCUAAACGUAACAAAAGCAACCAUCGUCUCAAAAGCACACAAUACUGCGCAAAGUAAAGUCAACAAUCAACACAGCCUUUAGAACUGCCCUCGGAGCCUUCAAAACCACCACACUUCACGAAGCAAAUGCAGCCGCCUUAGAAGACAGACGAGAGUUCUUUACGUCAAAAAACAUUAAGUCCCUAGUUAACACCAAAGCCUCACCAAUAAUUAAAAUUUUAAAAGCAUAUCGCCCGCCAAAACGUCCACAAUACAAAUCAACAACAAAUCGUAUUAUAGAAUACUCACAAGUCCACCAACUACCAUUUAAACAAUUAACACUACCUUCACAAACCACACCGCCCUGGAACACAAGCCCUCUAAUAGACACAUCGCUAAAUAAAUUCGACAAAAAAAGUAACCCUCCUGAAAUUUUCGGAUUACAAUUUACAGAAAUUAAGACAAAAGACAAACACAAAUACACAUACAUUUACACCGACGGAUCUCAAGCAAACGGCAUCACUAGCCUGAAAAUCACAAGCGAAACUGAAUGCAUCAAACUUUAUCACCUACCACACUAAUCUUCAGUGUUUUCCGCAGAGCUACUUGCAAUAGUAGAAGUACUGCAAAUACAUAAAACUAAAAGAGACAAAUUUUGCAUAUGCUCAGAUUCACUCACUGCCAUCGACACA
This is a messenger RNA of Drosophila eugracilis, 3451 nucleotides long. RefSeq names its product G protein-coupled receptor kinase 1 (gene Gprk1). The coding region runs from base 158 to 1114 and encodes 318 amino acids. Gene Ontology annotation, molecular function: ATP binding; G protein-coupled receptor binding; G protein-coupled receptor kinase activity. The transcript has 10 exons. NCBI's taxonomy places the organism in Eukaryota, Metazoa, Arthropoda, Insecta, Diptera, Drosophilidae. Gene Ontology annotation, biological process: regulation of signal transduction; G protein-coupled receptor signaling pathway; protein phosphorylation. The record is from RefSeq and is a predicted model, not a curated record.